Messenger RNA from Cryptococcus wingfieldii CBS 7118, 429 nucleotides. RefSeq lists its product as hypothetical. Lineage: Eukaryota; Fungi; Basidiomycota; Tremellomycetes; Tremellales; Cryptococcaceae. The coding region runs from base 1 to 429 and encodes 142 amino acids. The record is from RefSeq and is a predicted model, not a curated record. The transcript is spliced from 3 exons.
AUGUCUACGUUCAAGUUUCUGGGGAUAGCGACGGUGAAGGCUCUGGAUACACUGCCAUUAUCGCUGCUGGUGGUCAUCUUUCUCGCCUGUCUGGCCUUGCUCCAAUGGCCGUUCCCUCCAUCCCCUUCUCUACUCCCUACUCAUACCCCUCCGACAUACUCUGAAAAACUCGCCGGCUCGCAUACAUUCCCCUCCAACCCCUUCCCCGCCGCUUCCUCCCAAAAAGCUCUCGGCCAUGGCCACCCCCAAACCCAGUUGUACACUGUGGCUGUGACGACGGUGAACGGCCAGCAGCAGGUGGUGCAGGUCUUGCAGCCGUCGGGCAAGGGAAGGAAUGUGAGGAGGGGGAGUAAGCAGUUGAGAGAGUACAGAUCCGGGCUGGGCGUUUUGGAGGAAGUUGAUGGGGAGGAAGCUAGGGAGGUUGUUUGA